AUGGUGUGCAGAGAUAACCUCCCACUGUCCACAUCAGAACACGAGGGUUUCAAAAGAUUUGUCAAGAAAGCUGUGCCUCAAUAUAAGCUUCCAUGUCGUACAACUUUAACGAGGAUGAUCGAUACGAAAUACGAAUUUUUCAAGAAGAUCUCGAUGGCAGAAUUUGCAACUCUGAAGAGUGUCACACUCACGUGCGAUAUCUGGACUGAGGAUCAAACGAAACAAAGUUAUUUAGGUAUCACAGUACAUUACUUGCCUGAUUCAGGGAGUGAUGAUGAGAUUUGCUCGGCAAACAUUGGUGUUGUACCUCUGUCGGAAUCUCACACAUCCGCUUAUAUUGCUAAGGUGAUAUGUGAAUCUCUGAGCGAUUGGAAUAUAUCAACCGAUAGUAUCUCACUGAUGGUUACCGACAACGGCGCUAAUAUGGUCGCAGCAGCUAGAGAAGUUUUUGGGAGUUCUCGUCAUAUCGGAUGUAUUGGACAUACUUUGAAUUUAAUCGUCACUCAAGCUGUCGCAGCUAGUCCAGCACUCGAGACCGUGAUACAAAAAGUAAAGUCCAUUGUCACGUUUUUCAAGAAUAGUGUUACGGCAUCGGAUAACUCGAAAAAAAUGCAGCUGGUAAACGGCAAAACCGAAGGAACUCUACUCAAAUUGAUUCAAGAUGUGGAAACGAGAUGGAACUCGAAAUAUCAGAUGAUGGAACGAUUUGUAGCGUUGGCGGAUUUGAUCAGUGCAGUUCUGCUGAAACUAGGGAAUACUGGACGAGAUAUGCUCACAGGUUCUGAACUCGCAAUUAUAAAGGAAGCAAUAAAAUUAUUGAAACCCAUAUUUCGCGCAACUGAGGAGUUAUCAGCGGAAAAAUAUACUUCUACGAGCAAAGUGAUCCCUAUUUGUUAUAUAAUGAGACAAGUGAGAUUGGCAACCUUUCAAACAUCCUUUGAGUAUAUCCGCGAUAGAACCACUCAACAAUUUGAUUGGCCUGCUAAAACGAAACUUGCUGCUUGGGAUGGACAAACGCUUCGCAAUGUGGAAAGAGUACACGUUUACUCGAUUUCAACGCUCUUAGACCCUCGAUUCAAACGACUGCACUUCAGUAGCGCCCUGACUCAAUCUGAAGCAAUUCAACAUGUGAGUAACAUGAUGAAAGCUAAUCUUCGCACAUCAGAGCCGGAAGCACGGGUUUCGGUUCAGAAGAAUCUAUCGGCCCAAAUUGAUCCGGAUGAUUUUUGGAGUAUCCAUGAUUCCAUCAUAGCUGCAACUCCGUCGGUUCCUGGUCACGAUGCUCCUGGUGGAAUUCCGAUCGAAUUGCGCCAGUUUUUAAAUACUCCUACCGUGCUACGGACGACCAAUCCUAUCACUGAAUGUCGGAGAUUGAAGGUUGAAUAUCCUUGUUUGUCUCAAAUAGCUUUCAAAUAUCUUUCGAUGGUAGCAACUUCAGUCCCUGCUGAGCGGCUAUUUUUCAAGGCUGGCAGCAUUGUCACGAAGCAACGAAAUAGAUUACUUGGAAAACGAAUUUCGAAACUAUUGUUUCUCGGAUCGCUGAGUGAAGAUAGAUGGUUUAAGUGA
Molecule: messenger RNA, 1566 nt
Organism: Diprion similis
Lineage: Eukaryota; Metazoa; Arthropoda; Insecta; Hymenoptera; Diprionidae
Product: E3 SUMO-protein ligase ZBED1-like
Exons: 2
Coding region: 1-1566 (521 amino acids)
Molecular function (GO): protein dimerization activity
Source: RefSeq, a predicted model, not a curated record